ACCACCCCUAGCGCGACGUUUUUUUGUUGACCCGGAAACGGAUUCUCCGGAGCCAAGGUCCGCUCGGAUUUGUCUUCUUAGUGCUUGGAUGGUGUGAGUGAAAACCCAGAGGAAUACAUUUGGUGGCUGAGCUAGUACAAUGCCAUCACUGAUUUAAAGCAACGUGAUGGGAACCCCAAACACUGUUUUUCUGUUCAUACCACCCACACUUCCUUAGUACAGUCACUUUGAUCUUGCUCCACUGAACAUUGGCAGAGCUAGCCCUGUUUGCAGUAGAAUGUGCAUAAUGUUUUAGGAUUCCAUGACCUUCGAGGAUAUAGUUGUAGACUUCACUCAAGAAGAGUGGGCCCUGCUGGACACAUCCCAGAGAAAGCUGUUUCAAGAUGUGAUGUUGGAGAACAUCAGUCAUCUGGUCUCUAUUGGCAAACAGCUCUGCAAAUCAAUUGUGCUUUCCCAUUUGGAGCAAGUAGAGAAAUGUUCAACACAAAGAAUGAGCUUACUGCAAGGUAGAGAAGUUGACAGUAAACAUCAAGAGAUACCAUUCAUUCAACAUAUCUAUCAGAAGGGCACACCCACCAUCAGCACAUUGAGAUCUCAUACUCAAGAGGAUCCUUUUCUAUGUAAUGAUAUAGGAGAAGAUUUCACUCAACAUAUAGCAUUGACUCAAAAUGUGAUUACUUACAUGAGAAAGAAACACUUUGUAAGCAAAAAGUUUGGGAAAACCUUCAGUGACUGGUUAUCCUUUAAUCAACACAAGGAAAUUCACACCAGAUGUAAAUCAUAUGAAAGUCAUCCAUUUGAUUAUGCCUUUAUCCAAAGCUCUGCCUUUAGACCACACAAUGUGACUCACACUAGAGAGAUAACAUUGGAAUGUCAUGUGUGUGGGAAAACCUUUAGCAAAAAUUCUAAUCUUAGGCGACAUGAGAUGAUUCACACUGGAGAGAAACCACACGGAUGUCAUCUAUGUGGGAAAGCCUUUACUCAUUGCUCUGAUCUUCGAAAACAUGAGAGAACUCACACUGGAGAGAAGCCAUAUGGAUGUCAUCUAUGUGGGAAAGCCUUCAGUAAGAGUUCUAACCUUAGACGACAUGAGAUGAUUCACACUAGAGAAAACGCACAGAUAUGUCAUCUAUGUGGGAAAGCCUUCACUCGUUGCUCUGACCUUAGAAAACAUGAGAGAACUCACUUAGGAGAUAAACCAUAUGGAUGUCUCCUAUGUGGGAAGGCUUUCAGUAAAUAUUCUUACCUUAGACAACAUGAAAGAACUCACAAUGGAGAGAAACCAUAUGAAUGUCAUCUAUGUGGAAAAGCCUUCUCUCAUUGUUCUCACCUUAGACAACAUGAGCGAAGUCACAAUGGAGAGAAACCACAUGGAUGUCAUCUAUGUGGGAAAGCCUUCACUGAAUCUUCUGUGCUUAAACGACAUGAGAGAAUUCACACUGGAGAGAAACCAUAUGAGUGUCAUGUAUGUGGGAAAGCCUUCACUGAAUCUUCUGACCUUAGACGACAUGAGAGAACUCACACUGGAGAAAAACCAUAUGAAUGCCAUCUAUGCGGAAAAGCCUUCAAUCACUCUUCUGUCCUUAGACGACAUGAGAGGACUCACACUGGAGAGAAACCAUAUGAAUGCAAUAUAUGUGGUAAAGCCUUCAAUAGAAGUUAUAACUUUAGACUUCAUAAAAGAGUUCACACUGGAGAGAAACCAUAUGUAUGUCCUCUAUGUGGGAAAGCCUUUAGUAAAUUUUUUAACCUUAGACAACAUGAGAGAACUCACACUAAAAAAGUAAUGAAUAUGUAAGUGUCAUCAGCCAUAGUGUUGAACACUAAAUACACCCAAGGACAAACAUACUACAGGAACGUUAUGUCUGUAAUCAGUGUGAAAAACCCUUUGUUUAUAAAUACCACUUUGUUCAACCUAAAUGAAUUCAAAGUAGAGAGAAUCCAUAUGUAUUUAAUCUCUAUGGCACAAACUUCAGACCCUGGGCUGACCAUAUACAACAUGAGAAUGAAACUACAGAUCAAAGGAAUGUGGAGGAGUCUUCAUCCACAGCUCUAGCUGUUAAACAAACGGGAGAAAUCACAUCACAAAAAUUCUGUGCCUGUCGUCAGUGUGAAAAUGCCUUCGCUGAUAAUUUAUCCUUUAAACAAAUGAGUAAAAUCCACAGGCAAGCAACCAUAUGUCUGUAAUUGCUGUGCACUCUCAUUCAGCUAAGCACCAAUUUUGGUGUGUGCAAGAAAAUUCAUUAUCAGGUAACUGAUAAAAACAGGAAAUAUGUGAAAAUAUUUUUUAUUAGCUGGAUGAGGCCUCUUGAACAAUUCCAGAAAUUCAUAGUGGAGAAGUUAUCAAUGAAAACUCAUGAGAAAUCCUUUUCUUAAUACAGCAGCACUUCUAUAAUAGAUCAGAAUUCACAUGGUGUAGAACUCUCAAUGACAUGAAUGGAGGGUAGUCCUCAGUAAAUUACUCAUUCCUUAGUCAAUACCAGCAUUUUUCCAGUGAGAAGACAAUCUUGACAGGAUAGUGGAAGAACCUUCAGGCAGCUUUCAUGUCAAAAAAGUGAGACACGGACAAAAACUGUAAAAAGCCAUUGAUGAGAUGUAUAGCUCGGGGACAAGACAUAAAGCCAUUAAGCACGUGCUUGAGAAAAAAAAUUAUAAUUUCAAACAAAGACUUUCCAGUUAAAAUAUGUGGGUUGAAAUGUACAAUUCUGAAAUAACCUGGGAAUACUGAAUGCAGAAUUAUGUAAGAAGUAAUAAGAUUAAAUUAGUACUGUCAAAAAUACAA
This is a messenger RNA of Symphalangus syndactylus (siamang), 2782 nucleotides long. It is a transcript of the gene ZNF596, whose product is annotated as zinc finger protein 596. Lineage: Eukaryota; Metazoa; Chordata; Mammalia; Primates; Hylobatidae. Gene Ontology annotation, molecular function: RNA polymerase II cis-regulatory region sequence-specific DNA binding; DNA-binding transcription factor activity, RNA polymerase II-specific. The record is from RefSeq and is a predicted model, not a curated record. Gene Ontology annotation, biological process: regulation of DNA-templated transcription.